AUGGGGCUCACCGUCCUCUUGGUCCUUGCUCUCCUCUCAGGCCUCUUACUUCUCAUGUUCAGGGGCCACCCAAAGACCCAUGGCCACCUCCCACCAGGUCCACGUCCUCUGCCCUUCCUGGGGAACCUGCUGCAGAUGGACAGAAAAGGGCUGCUCAAAUCAUUCCUGCAGUUCCGAGAGAAAUAUGGAGAUGUGUUCACCGUGUACCUGGGGCCAAGGCCUGUAGUCAUGCUGUGUGGGCCAGAGGCCAUACGGGAGGCCCUGGUGGACCAAGCUGAGGCUUUCUCUGGCCGGGGAACAACUGCUACCAUGGAGCCUGUCUUCCAGGGAUAUGGGGUGGUGUUUGCUAAUGGGGAACGCUGGAAGGCCCUUCGGAGAUUCUCGUUGACCACCAUGAGGGACUUUGGGAUGGGAAAGCGGAGCGUGGAGGAGCGGAUUCAGGAGGAGGCUCAGUGCAUGUUGGAGGAGCUGCGAAAAUCCCAGGGAGGCCUUGUGGACCCCAUAUUCCUCUUUCAUUCGGUGACGGCCAACAUCAUCUGCUCCAUUGUCUUUGGAAAACGCUUUGACUACAAAGAUCACCAGUUCCUGAGGCUGCUGGACCUGUUCUAUAAGACCUUUUCACUGGGCAGUUCCUUUUCCAGCCAGGUGCUUGAGCUCUUCCCCAGCAUCCUGAAACACUUUCCUGGCCCACACAGGGAAAUCUACAAAAACAUGCAGGAAAUCAACACUUUCAUUGGCCACAGUGUGGAGGAACACCGUGACACCCUGGACCCCAGCAGCCCCAGAGACUUCAUCGAUACCUUCCUGCUCCGCAUGGACAAAGACAAGGCUGACCAGCACACUGAGUUCCACCACAAGAACCUCAUCCUGACCUCGCUUUCGCUCUUCUUUGCUGGCACGGAGACCACCAGCACAACUCUCCGCUAUGGCUUCCUGUUUUUACUCAAAUACCCGCAUAUCACAGAGAGAGUCCAAAAGGAAAUUGAACAGGUGAUUGGCUCACACCGCCCGCCAGCCUUGGAUGACCGAACCAAAAUGCCAUACACUGAGGCUGUCAUCUGUGAGAUGCAGAGAUUUGCGGACCUCCUCCCCAUUGGUGUGCCCCACGUGGUCACCAAAGACACGUCCUUCCGAGGGUUCGUCCUCCCCAAGGGCACGGAAGUAUACCCAAUCCUGUCCACUGCUCUCCAUGACCCACGUCAUUUUGAAAAACCAGACACCUUCAACCCUGAUCACUUUCUGGAUGCUAAGGGGGCACUGAGGAAGAGUGAAGCUUUUAUUCCCUUCUCCAUGGGGAAGCGUAUCUGUCUUGGAGAAGGAAUUGCCCGUGCUGAGUUGUUCCUCUUCUUCACCACCAUCCUCCAGAACUUCUCCAUAGCCAGCCCAGUGCCUCCUGAGGACAUUGACUUCACACCCCAGGAGUGUUUUUCUUCCUCUGUGGAAGGCACACUUGGACUCCACCUCUUGAGCUGCGUGAUUCUGUACUGGCAUCAUGGAUUCCCUCAUAUUUUGCUUUAAAUCUCCUGAGAACCAUCUAAACCUGAAAAGCUUGAU
Molecule: messenger RNA, 1554 nt
Organism: Chinchilla lanigera (long-tailed chinchilla)
Lineage: Eukaryota; Metazoa; Chordata; Mammalia; Rodentia; Chinchillidae
Product: cytochrome P450 2B4-like
Exons: 10
Coding region: 1-1518 (505 amino acids)
Biological process (GO): xenobiotic metabolic process
Cellular component (GO): intracellular membrane-bounded organelle; cytoplasm
Molecular function (GO): oxidoreductase activity, acting on paired donors, with incorporation or reduction of molecular oxygen, reduced flavin or flavoprotein as one donor, and incorporation of one atom of oxygen; heme binding; iron ion binding
Source: RefSeq, a predicted model, not a curated record